CGAUCGCAGUUACGAUCGAGUCACGAGGAAGCACUUUGACCUAAAUUGAUCGAGAUAUAAUGGACAGCGUGAAAGGACGACAUAUCUCGCCGUUAUCAUUAUUAAUGGCAGACGCGUUAAAAUCGAGGAUAUACGAGCGAUGUUUUAUGCUAAGUACUCGAUCGUCAGCCAAAUCACGAAACGCGGUACCUAUUAAACGGAGUGGCCGACUGUGUUCGGCCGAUGUUCGCCCAUCGAACGGAACAAUGACGACCGCGGUCCGAUUUCGUAAACAUGAGUGCUUUAAAAAGCCCACCCGUGAGUUCGCCGAUCGUCAGUUGCAUUUCUCAAUUCACGAUGAAAAUGUCCCACCCGUGUCAUUAUUCGCAACAUAAUAAACUACGGUUGACGCAGAUAUAUCGAUGGCUUUUCUUUGUCUAUACAAUAUUUCCGGGAAGUUUUCUAGCGAACAGACUCGAGUCUCAAGACGCGGUUCUCGUUAAUUUUCAUCGCAGAUAUAACGUCUCUAAAGUGGUAGUUCACAACGGCGGUUAUUUACCUCCGGUUUCAACUCCAGAUUUUUCUCUACCGGAAGUGAUCGAUAACAGAGCACGAAACGUAGCGACGGACGAAACUAGACCAUAUUCCGACGUGUUGUAUCAUCCCCUCGAACGGGAUUCUUUGCGAGUUUUCACGCGCAAAGGUCCGCAAGACGCGAGAUAUUCGAUGAGUGGCGAGUGGCAAUUGGCAACCCCCCGUCGACCUGUCUUUCUCUAUGGUAAACAAAAGUCCGCGCCGCAUCCUUCCUUUCUCAACGAAAUAUCGGCGUCGUCCUUUGUAAGUGAUAUCAGUAUCGAAGAGAUGUCUUGUCAGAACGUAGGCAACGAACUGUUCUUCAGAGCGUCUAUCAAAGCACCGAGAACCUUGGCGCCACCGGUGAUAGAUAACGCGAUGGAUAAAACCUGUCAAGUGUUAAUGAUCAGGGACUCUUAUCAUAUUAAGUUUGAAAAUAAUCAGAUGUGGAAUUGCGGAGUCGUCGAUUGUUCCGAAAACGGCAACCAAUCGUACUGUCUCGAUCUACGAUUUCCCGUGAUCGCCGGUCUACGAUUAAGGGACGAUCACCGAGUGACGUUGCGUUGUAAGACACAAGACAAGAUCGCGCAUCACACUAAGCGGAUCAGCGUGAAAACUUUGGAAGCGAAAGGGAGAAACGCUCCGAGUAUGCUAUACGGCGGUUUCGAGAACGCUCUGGAUGUGGACAUCGGAUUGUUCAGAAAGAGUCACGGCUCGGAAAACAUCUUCGACGCGAGGAUCCAUACGGGCGGCACGGUGGUCCUUGGCGAGGAAAUUUUGCUGCGCGUGUUAGUGAACGGUGACGACGGUUGGCGAUACUCGAAGAUCGGUCAAGUAACGGUGCACCACAUGGAGGAGAGACAGGAACGGAAAAUCCUCAACAGUCUGUGGAUUCUCGACAAGGACGGCUGUUUAAAUUCGGACGUGCGCGAGAUCUGUCCUCGAGAGCAGUACAGAGCGUCACCGUUGGAGAGCUACUUGAUCUUUCAAGCGUUUAUGUUUGAGGGUACGAAGGAGACAGACGAGAUCUCCCUUACUGUGAAGGCUACGGCGUGUUUAGAACCGGCGGACUGUAUUCUGGAUUGUCCCGUCGGUCACGUUAGACACGCCAGAAGCGUCUCGGAUCAAAACAGCACCGUUGAAUGGCAGAACGACAUAAUUCUGCGAGUGGUUCCUUCGGGACACGAGUUACGCGGCACGCAAAAUUAUUAUCUAGCGAUUGUGCUGUCGCUGAUUGUAUUGCUUGUGUUAAUUGCAUCGCUUUGGUUUAUUAAUAGCUUGCUUCAUCAAAAAUCGAAUAAGAUCCUAAAGAGUUUCAGAGCUUAAUUUACUUUUGCAUUU
This is a messenger RNA of Pseudomyrmex gracilis, 1893 nucleotides long. RefSeq lists its product as uncharacterized. The transcript is spliced from 5 exons. The coding region runs from base 274 to 1878 and encodes 534 amino acids. The record is from RefSeq and is a predicted model, not a curated record. Lineage: Eukaryota; Metazoa; Arthropoda; Insecta; Hymenoptera; Formicidae.